AUAUGAGUCGAUUAAUAAAAGUAUUACGUCCUCCAAACAUUUUGGACUAUAAAACUGGCUUGACAUUGCAACAAAAAAUAUCCGCACAACCAGCAAACAAUGUGACAUCAUUCACAAAUUACCUUCUCCUCCUGGAACACCAUCCAGUCUAUACAAUAGGAAUUCGAACCAAAGGAUACACAGACAAAGAUGAAAACUACUUAAAAUCUCUUGGAGCUGAUUUCUGCAAAACCAAUCGAGGUGGUUUAAUAACAUUUCAUGGCCCAGGACAACUUGUUGCUUACCCUGUAUUGCAUUUGAAACUAUUCAAACCAAGUAUGCGAUGGUACGUAGCUCAACUAGAAUCCACCGUGAUAGAUUUAUGCAAGUCGAUGGGUAUUCCAAAUGCACAAACCACCUCAGACACUGGCAUUUGGGUUGGCCAUAAUAAAAUCUGUGCAAUUGGAGUUCAUGGUUCACAAUACAUUACAACUCAUGGAAUUGGUCUUAAUUGUAACACAGAUCUCGAAUGGUUUAACCAUAUUGUUCCGUGUGGCAUUGAAAACAAAGGUGUGACAUCACUCACAAAAGAAUUAAAGAGGAAUAUUUCAAUUGAUAAAGCUAUUCCACAUUUGUUGGAUGCGUUUUGUAGAAAUUUUGAUUGUAAAUUUGAGUGGGAUGAUAGAGAUUUAAUAAAAGAAAACAAUGAUGGCUUUACCUUAUAAA
Molecule: messenger RNA, 705 nt
Organism: Episyrphus balteatus (marmalade hoverfly)
Lineage: Eukaryota; Metazoa; Arthropoda; Insecta; Diptera; Syrphidae
Gene: Lipt2
Product: putative lipoyltransferase 2, mitochondrial
Exons: 1
Coding region: 3-704 (233 amino acids)
Biological process (GO): protein lipoylation
Cellular component (GO): mitochondrion
Molecular function (GO): lipoyl(octanoyl) transferase activity
Source: RefSeq, a predicted model, not a curated record